GCCACGUAAGCAGUGCCACGUCAGCAUGACGGGUCCAGCAAUGGGCCUGCCAGGCCAACUGGCCAAUGAGCCCAUUGCCGACUACAAAGAGCGCUUCCAGGCUCAGCUCGCUUUCAUUGAGGCUGAGGAACAACGCCAGAUGGCAGCCGCGGUGGCAGCCGCAGCUGCCCGCCUACAGGCUGAAGAAGUGGCAACAGCAGAGAAGCUGCGGCUACAGGCCGAAGCAGACGCAGAAGCCCAGGCUCGCCGCAAGGAAGCCCAGGAUCUGCUGCAGCGGCAUGAAGCCAACAGCAUCGAGAGACUCAAGUUCUGGCACUUUGAACCGAAUGGCGACGACGCAACACCGGAAGAAAAGCACAAGGAGUUCCUCUCCAAACUCGUGACACGGUUGUUGUGUGCUUGCAACUACCAACGGUCCGAGUUAGAGAAACAAAACCAGGAACUGCAGCAAGAGUACCAGGUUCUGAAGACACAACACCACGAGUUGGCGAACCUCCGCCGGAUGGUGCAGAGCCACGAGGAUGCAACACGGGCACUCAAUUCCCGUGUACUGGACCUGGAACAGGCUGUACCAGGACCAGAUGUUGGGGCUUCCAGUAGUGCACCCUCUAGCCGCCAACUGGAGGAACGCGUYGACCACAUCCUCGCAAUGCUCGGCGACAUCAGCACCUUCGCUGCACCGACCACCAUCAACAAUCAGCUGGACACUUUGAAGACCGAGUUCCAGCAACUGCAGUCGACGAACACGGAUGGCAACAAUCCUAAGCAAUACAAGAUGCCAAUUUUUCAAAUGGAGAAGUUCGACGACUACACGCAUCAGCCCGGUGCUCUGGCGGGAAGCUUUCAUGACGCAACUGCGGAUUCUGCCUGUCGCCAAGCACGCGUACAUCGGCGCCCUGUUCAUGAACUCAAAGGGCGGAUGCCAGAUCUGGUUGACUCACCAGGCAGCCACCCACAGCGUCGACGUCGCCAUUCUGAAAGACAAGAUCACAUGGGAAGAGUUAACAUGGUUGUGGAAGAAGCGGUUCAUCGUCGACGACGCACCAGCACUAGCCAUCAACCGUCUUUUCACCAUGUCUCAAGGCAACACAGCAACACGUGACUGGCUCACGGAAUGGCAGAAGAUCGC
Molecule: messenger RNA, 1129 nt
Organism: Chara braunii
Lineage: Eukaryota; Viridiplantae; Streptophyta; Charophyceae; Charales; Characeae
Source: the annotation of a GenBank genome assembly